Betta splendens (Siamese fighting fish) is the source of this 8263-nucleotide messenger RNA. It is a transcript of the gene arhgap32b, whose product is annotated as Rho GTPase activating protein 32b. Gene Ontology annotation, molecular function: GTPase activator activity; phosphatidylinositol binding; protein binding. Bases 2090 to 6931 code for a protein of 1613 amino acids. Gene Ontology annotation, biological process: small GTPase-mediated signal transduction. Gene Ontology annotation, cellular component: fibrillar center; Golgi apparatus; nucleoplasm. Lineage: Eukaryota; Metazoa; Chordata; Actinopteri; Anabantiformes; Osphronemidae. The record is from RefSeq and is a predicted model, not a curated record. The transcript has 13 exons.
CGUAGCGUUGACUGGUGUUUUCCUCCAUAGCAGUAAACGGUUGCCGCUGGUUUUACUUGAAGCGCCGUCGCUGUUUUGUAUUUGCUUAAACUUGCUAGCGAAAGCCUCGACUUGAUACUUGUACUUUGGACUUAUAAACAUAAAUCUUGAAGGCAGGUCUGCGCAAUGGAGCGAAGCCUCCAGCAGGGCUCCCUCAGGCAAGAGAAGAAAUGCACGAACCCUGUCAGCAGUCGUCAGGCAGCAGCCACCUUCUCCUUGUCCUCCUCUAUCUGGAUGCUAUCUGUCGUGUAUGCAGAUUCCCACAGCGGACUGUCGGCUGAUUCCUGUAGCUGUAAACAUCUCGGCCCUCACCACCCUCUUGACAUGUCAGAGAUAUGGCAUCAGAUUUUCUAUGUACAAAUACAAAACCUGAGGGUUGAGACAACAAGAUGAUGUAAGGUUGUGUUCAGGUGUGUGUUGUUGCGUGACCUGAACCUCAGGGCAUCCUGACCUCUGCUGCUUAAGACUGCAACAUUCCGAGGAACGGAUUUUUCCUGUUCCCUUCAAGGUUCCAGUUUGUGUGAAGCUGCAGUGCGAGCUCCAAAUCCUUCAGACUGUCUACUGCUGUGACAAUAAGCAGAUGGGAGUUUCUGUCCAUCCUCUGCAGCACCAGGCUCGUCACUGCGCUCCCUCCUUAGGUCUUAGAGAAACACAGUGUUCCUGUUCCUUGCGAUUGUGACUGCGUAGGUAGUAAUCGGUUAAAGGAAUCUGCACUGGAGUGUAAAUAAAAACUAAUGCGACGCAGCAGUUUUUCCACUGUAGCCCAGAGCAAGUCAGACAGGAGAUGUUGGUGUGAUCAUUCUGUUCUGAGAGGGUCAGUAAAGUGAAGUUCCAGAUGUUGAGUGGUUAGAAGAACCCAAGGAUCAGAGGCAAACCUUUAGCUUCUAGCUUGUGCGUGAGCGAGGCCGACCGUCUCCGUUGUCAUUUUAAACCAUUAGAUUUCAGGAUCCUGUAAAAUGUCCACCAUAUUCAGGACUGAGGGUGUGACAGGAGUAGGGAAGAAGUUGAUAGUUGACGUCCAUAAGUGUUGAGAGGAUCAAAGAUGGACGGCUAGAAAAAGGUGAUGCACAACAAGUGUGUUUACUGACGCAGUGACACCAGUCAAAGAACAGAGGGAGGAUCGGAAACUCAGUUUGACAGCUUGUGAUGUCUUUGCACUAGUGUUGUAAAUUGAAGUGAUACUUCUACAACAGCUUUAGAGACUUCAUGUAGAAAAUGUCCUGAGGUUCUUAUUAUAAUAAAUAUUCAUGUGCGUUUUAAAUUGAAUAAACUCAAAUUUGUGUGAUUAAGCUGUUGAGUUUUUCUGGGCCAAGAGAAACUACAUUCAGUAGAUUGUCUUCUUGUCAUUUGACUGUCAGUGAUGCUCAUUUGGUUAUUUGAUCAAAACUUUAUCUGAACAGUUUUACAUCCUGUUCUUUCAGAUCGGGCAAUAUUAGGUCAUGUUAACUAUAGUAAAGCCUAAUCCAACAGUGUUCAGACUGGAAAAACUGGCAUCACCAGUGACCGUCUGCUUUUCACACAAAUUAUUCUGAAUGUCUAAUGUACAGGUCCUUGUUCCUGUCAUCCAACAAAUGGUUGUUUGUUUAGAUCACCUGAUAGCAGGUUCACACAACUGGUGUGUGGCUUAAGAAGCUUACGGCCCUUUUCCCAGAAAUGUUAUCUGAAUACUGAGGCGUCCGGUUUUGUUUUAUUUAUGGCAGAAACAGAGAAGCAGAGGAUCCUGGUAUUACAUGUGGAGGACUCCUUUGUAGUUGCCUGGGAGGUGGUAUUAUUUAAGAAGAAGCUUUCACUUCAAGGAAAGUGCACACGGAUAAAAGAGGGGUUUGCAUUAGAAUAAGGCUGAAGAGCACAAUGGGACAACCUUCAGCUGCUUGUAUGGGCUUUUAUUUUAGUGCAUGGAUAGAGCCUGUGUGAAAACUGAACCCUGUUUCCAGCCCCACACUAACUGUAAUGUAAGCACCAUUUGUGUUGGGGAUCUAAGACACGUCUUCCCUUUCGCCACUCAGUGUCUAAGAAGCACGGGAAGCUGAUCACGUUCUUGCGCUCCUUCAUGAAGUCCAGACCCACCAAGCAGAAGCUGAAGCAGAGGGGCAUCCUCCGGGAGAGGGUGUUCGGCUGUGACCUGGGAGAACAUCUGCUCAACUCAGGACAUGACGUGCCCCAAGUCCUCAAGAGCUGCACUGAGUUCAUUGAGAAACACGGCGUGGUGGAUGGCAUAUAUCGACUCUCCGGGAUCGCCUCAAACAUCCAGAAACUGCGGCAUGAGUUUGACUCGGAGCAGAUUCCCGACCUGACCAAAGAUGUUUACAUCCAGGAUAUCCACUGUGUUGGCUCGCUGUGUAAGCUGUACUUCAGAGAACUGCCGAACCCCCUGCUCACCUACCAGCUCUACGAGAAAUUCUCUGAUGCUGUAUCAGCAGCCACCGACGAGGAACGACUAAUCAAAAUCCAUGAUGUCAUCCAGCAGCUUCCGCCGCCACAUUACAGGACCCUGGAGUUCCUCAUGAGGCACCUUUCCCAUCUGGCAACAUUCAGCUACAUCACCAACAUGCACAGCAAGAACCUAGCCAUCGUCUGGGCCCCCAACCUGCUGAGGUCAAAACAGAUUGAAUCUGCAUGCUUCAGUGGGACAGCCGCCUUCAUGGAAGUUAGAAUCCAGUCUGUGGUGGUGGAGUUCAUCCUCAACCACGUGGACGUUCUGUUUAGCACUAAACUCAGCACGCUAAUACGAGAGGGAGCAGGUCACAAUUCAUUGUCACGUCCUAAGUCCUUGCUAGUUUCAUCACCUUCCACUAAGCUUCUGAGUCUGGAGGAGGCCCAGGCCAGAACUCAGGCUCAGAUCAACUCUCCUGUCACAGAAGACAGCAAGUACAUCGAGGUUGGCGAGGGCCCAGCUGCCCUGCAGGGCAAAUUCCACACGGUCAUCGAGUUUCCCACCGAGAGGAAGAGGCCUCCUAUCAAAUCAAAGAAGUCUCCUGUGGGCAGCUGGCGGUCGUUCUUCAACCUGGGCAAGUCUUCUGCCAUGUCCAAGCGCAAGCUGCACCGCAAUCCCAGUGAACCUAAUGAGCUAAAAGCUAUGGCUCUUUCUGGAGGCAGAGGAGACACAGCAACAUUAAGAUCAGCCAAAAGUGAAGAGUCACUGAGUUCCCUGCACAACGUAGAAGGAGAGUCCAAGGUGUACCGUCCUCGGAGGCCACGUUCCAGCAGCGAUGCUCUGUCAGCCUCUUUUAACGGGGAGCUUCUGGACAGCCGUCAGCACUGUAACUCCUACGACAACCUGGAUGCCACCGAGGACAGCGACGGAGACGACGGGCCCAUCUGUGUGCCUGCUCUCAUCUCACCUCCCCGCUCAGCAGGGGAAGACGUGGACCUCAGCCCGCCAGACAUCGGCAUGGCCUCUUUGGACUUUGACCCUAUGUCUUUCCAGUGCAGUCUUCCUGACACUUCGUACACCUUUCCUGUAGAUGACACACCAGCCGAAGCAGAGGCCUGUACAAUAAAGAGGAGCCCCAGCAGCAUGUGUGGCAAAACCAAUAUUUCUGACCUCAUCUCUGCCUCGUUCCUGGGCAGUUUGACCUCUCGCGUGUUGUCCACAGACUUCACCCCGUCUGCUGGAGACAAUGCGGAACGCAAGAAAAUGACCACCUCCUACUCCUACACUGAUAAACCCACACAGGCUGUGUCACCUAUCAAAUGUGGAAAGGCUUAUAGUUUGACACCUUUUAGAACUUCUGAUCUUUUCACCAUAGACAUGCCUGACAAAAACACAGUGGGAGAGGCUGUCCCUCCACAGCCAUCUUCUCCCUCUGUAAUACCCAAGGACAGCCCACCACCAAUGGGCAGUGUGCUGCUCAGGGUAGCAGAGCCAUCGCUAAGUGAAGCAUUCCAGAUGGAGCUGCACUCCAAGCAUUCAGGCAUUGACAGUGUGGACAAUCAAGAGGGCAUCGACCAGCAAGCAGCAGCCAGUAGCCAAGAUCAUCAAGGACUCGUAGGUCUGGACUCUUCAAGGGACCUGGCUUCUCGUCCCCUCAAAUCUACAGCUCCCACCUCUACCCCUCCUCCUCCUCCCCCACCUAAAAAUGCUGCCCGCAUGUUGGCACUGGCCCUCACUGAGUCUGCCCAGCAGGUUUCCACCCUGACCCAGUCCUUUGAGUUGAGAACACCUGAGUCCCCUGUGCGGUCACAGGCCGCGUCCAACAUUCAGGACGCGCCAGAUACAGGCCCGCUCCCAGAUUUUGAGGGAGCUGGGCGAAGAGGAUCCCCACGGAAAUGUGACCAGUUCACAUUUCCGACUGUCACCACCUCGCCUUCUUGUACUUCCCCUUCUAGUCCUCAAAACAAAAAGCAGCCUCUAGAGUCAACCAGCACAGUGUCAAACCCACCAGACGGUACCAAGUCCUUCACAAGGCUGGACACAGAGUUCUCCCCACCAGACACUCCUCUGUACAAAAGCACCCCACUCUCCAGUUCAGCCAGUCUGACUUUUCCAAGCAGGAAAAGCCCUGAAAGGCCGCAGACUAUGGCUGCAGAGUCCCAACUGUGCAGCAACUCUUCAAGCACCACUCCAGCCAACACCCCCAGUAGCAGCUGUAAAGACACAGGAGUGUUACCACAGCCUGCCAGUGAGGUGAAACCAGAACCAAUUGUACUGUCUCCCAUACUUCCAAACCCGUCAGACCAGCCACCUCCUACAGCCCAAAAGUUUAAAAAGCAGACAGUCUCACUGCUGCAACAUCAAACACCAACUCAGCCGCAGACCCAGCAUCCAAGCCAGCAUCCAACUCAGAAUCAGAGCCAAUAUCCAAACCAGCAUCCCACCCAGCCUCAUCAACAAACACCGUUUCAUACACAAAUCCAACUCCAACCUCCGACCCUUUCAAAAGCCAGUGCAAGAGUGGCCCCCACCUCUGUGGAGCCUGUGGAAAAGCCUUGGGAAGCCAUCAAGCCUGUACAGCCCUGUACAGAGUCUGCAAAGCAUCACGACUUGUAUGCACCUAAGCCUCCAGCCCCUCCUGUCCGCACCAUUGAGAGCAAACUGGCCACUGCAGCUCUCAGCCAAAGCGAAGCGUCCUUUUUUAUGUUGAGUGAGGGCUCUGAACCUGGCCAGCCCGAGGAUGCUCUGCCUCACCACCCUCUUUCUCCUCGUAAAUCAUCCAUGCACCAGCCACCUUACCUGCACCACGCUAAAGGAGAGCCCAUUUUAAUUGAGCCUCCUGGAGCUACAUACUACCACCAGAGACCAGUUCCUGUGGGGCCACAGUCUAUUCCACACCACUACCGGCCAGACAGCGUCCCUCCACACCUCUCUUACGUAUCCAAGUCUGAGCCUCAGAUUCCUUACAGUGCCCGACUAGACAACCGAUAUAGCACUUUAGGCCCCAGGUCCUACCACCACUCCAUGAAGUCCCGCGGAAACCCCCGGAGUGUGUAUAUGUCUCCGGGUCCAGAGCACCAAGGUUAUAGCCACGAUAGAACCCAUGGCUAUCCCACCAUCCGCAGAGUCCACUCACUUCACGUUCCUUCUACUAUCCGCUCCGUGCCAAUCCAGAGGACAGAAGUCCCUCCUGAUGAUGACUUGUUCUUCUACCACAGGCCUGUGUAUCAGUGCAAAGCCUACCAGCAGCCCCCGCAGCAAUCCUCACAAGGUGACUACCAUGUCACGCAGCUGCAGCCUUACUUUGAAAAUGGACGUGUUCAGUAUCGCUAUAGUCCGUACUCCGGUUCCAGCCCUUUGGAGGCACCUUACUAUGACAUUGACCCUUAUGGAUCCCUAAGAGUGCGGCAUUUUCAUUCUUAUGGUAGCCGAGAUCCAGGAGUGAUUACUGUUCGACCAGCUGGAAAGGCGACUGGGUAUCAUUACCUUGCUCGCCAUGUUCUCCCACAUGGGAAGGAGCACAGCUUUGUAAGCAGGGAAAUACCCCCCAGCCAUGGGUCAAAGGAGUCCAGUGCUUACCUCGCUUGGGACCCUGAGGAGUCAGAAAGGCUCCGCAUGCACUCUAUCCGCAGAGAGAGCAGGGCCAGACAGAAAAUCAAAGGUCCUGUUCUCUCUCAGUAUGACAACGUCAGCUUGUUUGCAUCAGCAGAUAUACCAGGCUAUGAAACCCUGCAUCUGCGCAGCAAAUCGGACCCAGGUAAAGCUGUGCUGAUAGCAUCAGAGGGCAAAGAUGGCCGCUACCUCCCCAGGCACAUGGUAUCUGACCCCGACGUCCUCAUGUACAUGGAGACUGACAAGCACGUCCAUGGCAGUGUGGUGAGCGACAAGCUGGACGGAGCUGGCAUACAAAGUAGUUCAAAAAAAUGCCAGUCAUCUCACUCACUCCCUGCAACUCUGAGCCACAGUCUCCCCCAUCAGCAGGAGAGCGUCCGACACGAGGCCAGGUACGAAGCCGGGGACGACAAGCUGGCUGGAGAUGGCGGCAGGUCCAAACACUGGCAGCAGGAGUUCCCCGACAAGAGGACCUUUCAACCACGGUACGAGUGUGGCGACACUGACCACCACCUUCCAGUGAAACCACCAAGUGGCUACCACAGUACAGACGAGCAGCCAUCCGCUCCCAGGGAACAGCUCAACCGUGCCAAACCGGAGCGGUCACACAGCGUCCGAGAGCAGCUCCUGUACAGCCAGGGCAAGUCUGACCUGGACAGGGACUACUCUAAUCACAAGCAGAGCACUAAAACGGCGCAGUCCCACUACGAUAACUUGGACGAUUAUCACCCAGUACCUCAGCCCCAGGCCCCUGUUCAGAAACGCGGAGGCUCGAGCGCCUGUACUGCCCCAGGCUUCACAGUGAGCCACAACAACAGAGCGUACUCCACAGCACUGGGCCAGGGGGCCUUUAUCCAGACUGACCUUGGCAUGCAGAGGCCAGAGACAGAGAUACGUACAGAAUGAAGCAUUUAAGCCGAAAUGGGGGAAAUUACUUUAGCUGUUUUGAAGAAAGACUCUAUUGAGCUAUGGUUCAGCAGCCUCUGCAGGACAGUGGACUGUGAUAUAACCAAUAUUUUUGCUCCUCUGUAUUUUUAAUGAAUUGUAAAGAAAAUUGUAAGACUUUUUACAUAAAGUCCUGAAUGUACCUAAUAUUAUUGUCCAAGAGGUCAUAUUAUCGUGAUUGAUUGAGGCAGUACCCAGUCAUAAAUGUAUAUGAUAAUAAAGAGGUAUGGUACAUUUAAUGGGAAUCACAACAAUGUCAAAUAUAUAUAGAUAUAUAUAGAUAUAUAUGAAUAGAAUCUGUAGUGAAAACGGAUCUUCAUUGUAUUUUUCUUUUUCUUUUCUAAGGUGUCGUAUUGGGUGAGAAUCAACUGGGAUUAAAGUUUGCAUUUUAGAAAUGCAUGCAUCUCUUUACAGAACAGUUCUGUGUACUUCACUAUCCAUUGCGUUCUUUUUGGAUGUUACAGCACAAGUUACUGGAGGAGGAGACUCGUAGGUCAUCGCACUCCCCCCCUGCGUGUGUGUACACAAGCAGGGGAAACGGUGCGUGUCUGCGUCCGUCAUGAAGGAUCCAGCAGCGUGAGGAUUGAUUCGGAGCUACAGCGGGUUGCUUGGAGCCCGCGUUGCCUUGUUUUUUUUUUCUGUGACUGUCCCAUUGUUCUGUAACUUUGCUUUGAACGGUUUUAAAUUAUUUCUGACGGAAUGUCUUGGUACAGAAGUAGAGGGACCAAAUGAGUUUCUGCAGCUGUUGCACAUAAUAGGCUGAAAAGAGGAAGACAGAUGAAUGUCUGUUGUAGCUCUAACUAUGUAAGAAAAUGUGUGAAAGGUUAUUUUAUUUCAUUUUGUUCAUCGCAUCAACAGCACAUUAACAGAACGACAAAAUAAAGCUGUAAACAAUAUAAUUUUGGGGGUUCCCCGUUUCCUUAGUACAAACUUAGUUGGCCAAUAAUUUUGCAGUUCAAGCCUUUUUUUUUCUUUAAUAUCUGGGGACAUUUUUCUAGACUGGUAUUUAAGGUAUAGGUAUUAUACUACAUGCCCUUCUCAACAUGGUGGAUGGAUUCCAAGAUGUUUCAAAUAUGUCUAAAUCCAGGUUGUACUCUGUAACUGUUUGACUGUACAUCGCUUGCAGGUUUGCUCCUCUUGCCUUAUAUGAAGCCUUGACCCUUUCAGACGGCUGUCUAAGUAAGGCAUUGUGUACUCGAAUGUGAAAACACUCUUGUCUCAAACUAGAGAUCUCGAAAGUUAGACAUAAAAUAAAUAAAACUGUUCAGGAGUAGCUGAAUAAUUUGCAUCUUU